Molecule: messenger RNA, 1075 nt
Organism: Andrographis paniculata
Lineage: Eukaryota; Viridiplantae; Streptophyta; Magnoliopsida; Lamiales; Acanthaceae
Product: nifU-like protein 2, chloroplastic
Exons: 4
Coding region: 98-841 (247 amino acids)
Biological process (GO): iron-sulfur cluster assembly
Cellular component (GO): chloroplast stroma; mitochondrion
Molecular function (GO): iron-sulfur cluster binding; iron ion binding
Source: RefSeq, a predicted model, not a curated record
CGAGGAGCAACCAGAACUUUUCCGUCUCACAAAAUAAAAAAUCUAAAAAGGAUCGAUCUUUGUCGUUUUAAGAUUUCCACAGACGAUCGAUUUGCCGAUGCACGCGGCCAUGGCGGUGGCUUCUCCGGCAUAUGCUUACAGUUAUCGCGUCCGCCAGACCCUAGAUCCAUCUUGCUCUCCCUACUCUUCCGCCGCCUCUCUGAUUCGCCGUCCUCCUUCGCCCCAGGCUUCGAGCUUCUUCGGCGGUCGGAUUUUGCUUUCCAGGAGGAUUAAUCUGGCGUGGAGGACAUCGUCGCACCGUUCGCGGUAUGGUUCGCGCGCCGUUCCUCGGGCGCCAGUUAUAAAGGCGGUUGCUACUCCCGAUUCAGCUGUGGAAUUGCCACUAACGGCAGAAAAUGUUGAGACUGUGCUGGAUGAAAUCCGACCUUAUCUCAUUGCUGAUGGGGGCAAUGUUGCAUUGCAUGAAAUCGAUGGAAAUGUUGUGAAAUUAAAGUUGCAAGGGGCAUGCGGGUCGUGUCCGAGUUCUGUAAUGACAAUGAAAAUGGGUAUUGAGCGUCGUCUGAUGGAAAAGAUCCCUGAAGUUGUUGCUGUUGAGUCUAUUCCUGAUGAAGAAACUGGCCUGGAGCUCAAUGAAGAAAACAUUGAGAAGGUGCUCCAAGAAAUUAGGCCGUAUCUUGUUGGAGCAGCAGGCGGGGAAUUGGAGCUUGUAGAAAUCGAGGAGCCAAUAGUUAAAGUAAAGAUCUCUGGUCCUGCAGCUGGUGUGAUGACCGUACGAGUUGCAGUCACUCAGAAGCUCAGAGAAAAAAUUCCAGCCAUCGCGGCUGUCCAACUCUUGUCCUAAGAUUUCGCCGUGCCAUUGUCUACUUAUGCCAAGUAAGUCGAAUGUGCCUAUUGAAUGAUUUUUACGAAAAAUUGAUUUGCCGAGCACGACGGUGGUGCUGUAAGCAAGCAAUGUUAAACCUAUAAUGUAUAAUUUAGAGGAAUUGAUGGAGAGGUGCAUGUUGUACUUACUUACAUGUACAUACGUACCUAUUGAGUUGGUAUUUCAAAUUUCAAUAAUAAAUUUGUCAUCGUA